UGUAUUCCAGAAAGCAGGUUAUGUGACAUAACCGGGUAUGUUUAAGAGUAAGUAAGCGGAUAACCUCAACUUUCGGUUCCAAAUACAGAGGUAACUUUCAGGGUAUGUUAGUAGUCAUAGCAACUCACUCUCUGAACUUAACCUGCUCCGGAGCAGGUUAUGUUCCAGAGUUAGUUUGUUUCAGAGAGGUGACGGAGCAUGGCGUGCCCCUUUGAAGACGAUCCAGUGGAUGUGGAAGCACAGAUAAUACGAAAUCUUUUCCGCCGUGAGAGGGUGAUACGACCACGUAUCGAUGUGUUUUCGUAUCCAAAUGAAUAUUUGCGGGAGCGUUACCGUUUUUCAAAAGAAUCGUUAAUUUAUUUAACGAAGAUUUUGAAACCAUACAUUGCAAACGUGACACAUCGCGGAUUAGCGCUUAACACGGAGCACAUUUUGUGCAUUGCCCUCCGCUUUUUUGCGACGGGGAGUUUUUUGUAUACAGUAGGCGAUGCAGAGCAUGUGGGAAAGGCAACUGUGUGUAGGGCUGUUCGUAGAGUAUGCAUUGCACUCAAACGGUUCCUUCACACUUUUGUACAGUUCCCUGGCCAUAAACCCCCGAGGGUCAUUAAAGAGGAAUUCCACAGAGUGGCGGGGUUCCCAAAUGCGAUUGGGUGCAUUGAUGGAACCCACAUUCCCAUUAAAGCUCCUUCAGUCAAUGAAGGAGACUAUGUUAAUAGGAAGUCGAUCCAUAGCAUCAAUGUGCAGGUAAUAUGUGAUGCAACCCACCUCAUCACUAAUGUUGAAGCCAAAUGGCCAGGGUCUGUACAUGAUGCCAGAAUGUUUAGGGAGUCAUCAUUGUGCCACAAAUUUCAACAGGGUAUGUUUUCUUCAAUGGUUACUUGCUGGGGGACAGAGGGUUGUCUGCCCUAUAUGAUGACACCCUACCCUGAACCUGAGCCUGGACCACAGGCACAAUUCAACCUGGCCCACAGCAGAACACGGGUCAAGGUGGAAAUGACCAUAGGCAUCCUGAAGGCAAGGUUUCAGUGCCUGCGUGGGCUCAGGGUCAGCCCAGAAAGGUCAUGUGACAUCAUAGCUGCUUGUGUUGUUCUUCACAACAUUGCCACACUGAGAGGUGAGAGGGCCCCCCUUUCACUUGAUGAAGAUGGCCAAGAGGAACCCCCAGUGAACCCAGUAGAACAAAGAGAUGGCAGGGUGGUACGAGACAUGAUUUGCCAAAAUCACUUUAAUUAAAACCAGUUAACAGUCAA
Rhinichthys klamathensis goyatoka is the source of this 1250-nucleotide messenger RNA. RefSeq names its product putative nuclease HARBI1. Lineage: Eukaryota; Metazoa; Chordata; Actinopteri; Cypriniformes; Leuciscidae. The record is from RefSeq and is a predicted model, not a curated record. The coding region runs from base 199 to 1233 and encodes 344 amino acids. The transcript has 4 exons.